AUGGACGGAGUUCCAGCUGAGACCAUCGUCCCGUUCGUGAUUUUGCUGCUGACGCUGGAGUUGGAUGACCUCGACAUGUUCAUGUGCCGCGUGCCCGCACGGGCGCACUACCUUGACAUCCUGCAGAGUGGCGCAGAGGAAGAGAUGACUGUGCUUCUGGCGAAGCUGCGCGCCGCGGUGCCGCCGGAGCGACUCAUCGUCGAGUACCGACCGCAGAAUAUUGACUACGCCGCGGCUGCCAACGAAGAGUAG
This is a messenger RNA of Leishmania braziliensis MHOM/BR/75/M2904, 252 nucleotides long. RefSeq names its product beta-galactofuranosyltransferase-like protein (gene LPG1R). The record is from RefSeq and is a predicted model, not a curated record. Lineage: Eukaryota; Euglenozoa; Kinetoplastea; Trypanosomatida; Trypanosomatidae. The coding region runs from base 1 to 252 and encodes 83 amino acids. The transcript has a single exon.